UCAUAAUAUACAGAUUUUAAUUUCAGCACUUUUCUGUGACUACCUUUUCUACAUUCCAGCCACUGCUGGAGAGAGACUGUUGGAUGAUUCCGGCUCGAUUAAAAUGUCUGUUUUGGUUUUGACAUGUUGGCUCGAUGGUGUCGCGAUAACAUCAUACAUCCGCGGUGUGAAUACCGAAAUGUAGAAAAAUAAUUUUCAGUCUGUUCUUGGUGUUCAAGAAGAAAACGCACUUCGUUUCAGCUCAGUGUGGCGCACCGUACUGCGCAUGCGUGUGAGUGGUGCCAUGAAGGUAAAGGUGAUCUCCAUCCUGGAGGACAACUACAUGUACCUGGUGAUUGAAGAGCAGAGUAAACAGGCCAUAGCUGUGGAUCCAGCUGUACCACACCGGCUGCUAGAAAUAGUCAAGAGAGAGGGUUUGUCCCUGAUUGCUAUUCUCACCACACACCACCACUGGGACCAUGCCCGAGGGAAUGAAGCUCUGCUCAAAGAGAUUCCUGGACUGAAAGUGUACGGGGGAGAUGACCGUAUUGGUGGUCUGACUGAUAAAGUCGUUGAUGCUCAGGAACUCAAGUUUAACUCCAUCAAUGUGAGGUGCCUAUUUACCCCCUGCCAUACCUCUGGUCACAUGUGCUACUUUGUUUGGGAGGAUGAGUGCACUGACGCCCCGGCUGUGUUCACAGGAGACACGCUCUUUAUUGGUGGAUGUGGGCGGUUCCUUGAGGGUACGGCUGAGCAGAUGUAUCACAAUCUCACCCAGGUUUUGGGCUCCCUGCCUCAAGACACAAAGGUGUUUUGUGGACAUGAGUACACCAUUAAAAAUCUGAAGUUUGCCAUGCUGGUGGAGCCAGAGAAUGAGAAGGUUAAAGAGAUGCUGAGCUGGGCCAGGGCGAGAGAUGAUGACGACAAGCCCACGGUGCCAUCGACUCUAAUGGAUGAGUUCGAAUAUAACCCUUUUCUUCGUCUCUCGGAGGAAGGAGUGCAAAAGUUCACGGGGAAGACAGACCCUAUAGAGGUGCUGAGGGUCCUUCGGAAAGAGAAGGACAAGUUCAAAAAGCCCAAGGAGAGACUUCCUCCACAUGCAAUGUUGGCUUUGGAGUGGGGACUUCUCAGGCCCUGAGAUCCAGUUUCAGGACUCUGAAUGUGGGACAUUAAUGAACAGUGCUGAUUGACCAAUUUCAGCAUGACACAACUGUAGAGUGGUGUUAAUGUGGGUGUUCUAUCUUAAAUGUAAUCAGUUUGGCCUGCUAGGGGCUGAUUAACCCCCAUGGACGUGUGUGUUGUGGAACUAAUGUCUACACAAAAGGCCAUUUCAAAGCUGCUAAAUAAUGCUAGAAACUACAUUAAUUUAAGGGCUGGUCCCCCAGUCUGUUCUGCACAAACUGCACCAGGAAAUGUCUGAUAUUGAUGAACUUCUGUUUAUCAUAACACCACUUACAUGUGUUGCAUUAAAUAACUGGCAUUAGCAGAAAUAUAAGAAUUUCUUUUCCUUGAUAUGGACUGUCACAGAUGUUAAUUUCUGGUCACAAAUCUCUCAUUUAACCUUAUUUCAGUUUGGACAGACUAUGUAUUUUCCUUCUUUUUUUUUUUUUUUUUACACUUUUGCUGAGUUAAUUUACCAUCAAAUACAAUUGUAUUGUGGACUCAUCUGUCAUUUGGGUGGAGAAAACUUGCAGUUUACAUUACUAUGAAUAUACAGAUCUUAAAAAAUGACUACAAUUAAAUAAUGUGUUUAUUUUUCAAAAUAUAUAAUCAUGGAUUACAUAAAUAUGGAAUGAUUAUAUUUUGACAUUUUACAAAUAUUACAUUUGUAUUACUCCAGUGUCAAACGUAACAGGUGCCACACUUGUAAAUGUAUUAACUAUUUCCUACAUUUAAAAGGGCCAUCAUAAAAUACUGCAUAUGAUUUG
Molecule: messenger RNA, 1907 nt
Organism: Sphaeramia orbicularis (orbiculate cardinalfish)
Lineage: Eukaryota; Metazoa; Chordata; Actinopteri; Kurtiformes; Apogonidae
Product: hydroxyacylglutathione hydrolase-like protein
Exons: 9
Coding region: 266-1117 (283 amino acids)
Molecular function (GO): hydroxyacylglutathione hydrolase activity
Source: RefSeq, a predicted model, not a curated record